UAAUUGAUUGAGGAUUGGCUCUAAUCUUUUGAAUGCCAUUCCUCUCGUGUUUUUUGGUUUGAAAUUAGACUACUUUGAGGUAUUGUCGCAUUUAGUAUCUGUCUUGCAGUCAUUUAAUUUGAUUUUUUGUGGUUUUUAUUGGAAAUUAAAAUUUGUUUAAUAUAAUGCAUAAAUUACAAAAUUUUACGAGUAUUAACAGCGAUAAUUGGAAGGAAAUUAACAAAAUGACGAACGAGUCAAACAAUGGUACGGCUUUGGCCGUCAAUCAGAGCCGACAUCAGCGCAAAGUGAGCUCAACUACUGAAUUCAAAGAGUUGACCAAAAGGGACGCUCAACACCAGUUGGCACAGGAGUUGGACAAACUGUUGAGAACAGCUAAUCCUAUAGAAAGACAAUCAUAUGAAGAGGAGUUCAAAGGAUUUCAACAGUUGUAUAUGAAAUAUCUUCAAGGAGUUGGACCGUCAGUUCAAUGGGAAAAGAUUGAACCCCUUCCUGAAGAUGCUGUCAGAAGUUAUGCAUCAAUGAAAGCGCCACAAAAAGAUAGCAUUAGACAAAUGCUCAAUCAAUUAGUUGUCGUCAAACUUAAUGGAGGACUUGGUACAUCUAUGGGUUGUACUGGACCUAAAUCAGUGAUACCAGUGAGAAAUGAUUUGACAUUUUUAGACUUAACAGUACAACAAAUAGAGAAUCUGAAUAAGACAUACGAUGCUGAUGUGCCACUUGUUUUGAUGAAUUCAUUCAAUACCGAUGAAGACACACAAAAAUUGUUACGUAAAUAUCGAGGAUUUCGAGUUAAAAUUUAUACAUUUAUGCAAAGCCGUUACCCGCGAAUCAAUAAGGAAAGCCUAAUGCCAAUCGCACAUUCAAUGUCUGGAGACAACGAUGCCUGGUAUCCUCCCGGUCACGGAGACUUCUACCCGGCUUUCUAUAAAUCAGGACUUCUCGAGUAUUUUAUUAAAGAAGGUCGUCAAUAUGUAUUUUUGUCAAAUAUUGACAAUUUGGGCGCAACUGUUGAUCUGAAUAUAUUGAAUUCAUUGCUUGAUCCAAACGAGACAAAUCAUCCUUCAUAUGUAAUGGAAGUGACCGAUAAAACCAUUGCUGACGUAAAGGGUGGUACUCUUAUUCAAUAUGAAGGACACGUUAGACUUCUUGAGAUCGCACAGGUGCCUAAAGUACACGUCGAUGAGUUCAAAAGUGUCCAAAAAUUCAAAAUAUUUAAUACAAACAAUAUUUGGCUGAAACUCGAAACGAUUCAAGAAUUAGUACAAAUGGGAACAUUAGAUAUGGAAAUAAUUGUUAAUAAUAAGCACUUAGAUAUUGGUUUAGAUAUUGUUCAGUUGGAAACAGCUGUUGGUUCAGCGAUGAAAGAUUUUGAGGGCGCCAUUGGUAUAAAUGUCCCCCGAAGUCGCUUUUUGCCCGUCAAAAAAACAUCAGAUCUAUUGCUAGUUAUGUCAAACUUAUAUUCACUAAAUAGCGGAACUCUGAUAAUGAAUCCGAAACGAGCCUUUCCUACCGUGCCUUUAGUCAAAUUGGGUGAUUCGCAUUUUGCUAAAGUACGCGAAUUUUUGUCACGUUUUGCUAGUAUUCCUGAUAUCAUAGAAUUGGAUCACUUGACAGUUAGUGGAGACGUCACCUUUGGAAAGGGAGUCACUUUGAAAGGCACUGUUAUCAUAAUUGCAAAUCAUGGCGAUCGCAUAGACAUACCCGCCGGUGCUAUACUAGAGUCGAAAAUAGUUUCCGGAAAUCUUCGUAUUCUCGAUCAUUAAUUAUAUAUAUAGAUAUUUUACUAAAAUGUUAUGAGAUUUUGAAAUUUUAUUGAUUUUCCGAAA
Molecule: messenger RNA, 1829 nt
Organism: Oppia nitens
Lineage: Eukaryota; Metazoa; Arthropoda; Arachnida; Sarcoptiformes; Oppiidae
Gene: UGP
Product: UTP--glucose-1-phosphate uridylyltransferase-like
Exons: 5
Coding region: 165-1766 (533 amino acids)
Biological process (GO): glycogen metabolic process; UDP-alpha-D-glucose metabolic process
Cellular component (GO): cytoplasm
Molecular function (GO): UTP:glucose-1-phosphate uridylyltransferase activity
Source: RefSeq, a predicted model, not a curated record